Psilocybe cubensis is the source of this 603-nucleotide messenger RNA. RefSeq lists its product as uncharacterized. The transcript has 2 exons. The record is from RefSeq and is a predicted model, not a curated record. Bases 1 to 603 code for a protein of 200 amino acids. NCBI's taxonomy places the organism in Eukaryota, Fungi, Basidiomycota, Agaricomycetes, Agaricales, Agrocybaceae.
AUGUCUACCAACACUCUUGACAAUUGUCUACCAUCCCGCCUGCUGUCGCCUAAGACUCCAUCGCCAAAAAAAAGUUUCAGGAAGCACAACCAAGAUGAAGACGAUGAGGCACCUAAAAAGUACCUGUCAACUCUGAAUGCAGACCAUUCCUCCGAGGUUCCCCGCAACAAAACCACAAUCGGCUUGAACAGGGCCUAUCCACGUUCCCGACGCGAUCUGGAGGCAGAGAUUACUGUUCGGCGUGAAAUAGCCAUCGAGGCAACAAGAGAAGCUGCGGCCUAUAAGGAUCAGCUUCGAACGGCAUGGUUGGACCUUGCCGCAGCACGCCAGGAGGCCCAGUCAACUAAAAAGGCGGUGAAAAACUUGGUUAGGUCUGUGAAGAAUUCCAAACGACGCUCUGCAUACCUGACGUUGGUGGUGGAGGGUCUAGAAGAGCAGUUGAGGACAUAUGUCAGACAGGAACACAACACAGCAAUUAUGCUGGUGGAAGAGAGGCAUUGGAGCCAACAGCUAAAAGCAGCGUUGACGUCCCAUGGCAUUAACGUACCGGUUUACAUUCCUCCUCAGCCUUUGCAGUCUGACAAUCCCAUCGCUAUUGUUUAG